GCCCAGGGGAACCUCGGUUUCCUCCUCCUCAAGCCACUUGCCCUAUUUUCCCCUUCCUUCUCACUGUUUUUUGCAUCCUGGAAAUCAUGGUUAAGCAGCAAGCCAACUGGUCUCCGUACGACAACAAUGGAGGAUCGUGCGUCGCAAUCGCUGGAGCGGAUUACUGCGUUGUUGCUGCCGAUACGAGGAUGUCAACAGGUUACAAUAUCCUUACCCGGGAUUAUUCCAAAAUAUGCCAAUUAGCUGUCAAAAGUGUGAUGGCCUCUUCUGGUUUUCAAGCCGAUGUGAAGGCCUUACAAAAGAAUUUAUCUGCUAAGCACUUGAUAUAUCAGCAUCAACACAACAAACAAAUGAGCUGUCCUGCUAUGGCUCAGUUGCUUUCCAACACUCUUUAUUAUAAGCGCUUCUUUCCUUAUUAUGCUUUCAAUGUUUUGGGUGGUCUUGAUAAUGAAGGAAAGGGAUGUGUUUUCACAUAUGAUGCUGUUGGUUCAUAUGAGAGGGUUGGGUAUAGCUCCCAAGGAUCUGGUUCCACACUCAUUAUGCCAUUUCUUGACAACCAACUGAAGUCCCCCAGCCCACUCCUAUUACCUGCUAAGGAUGCUGUUACUCCUCUAUCUGAAGUUGAAGCAGUGGAAUUGGUCAAAACUGUUUUUGCAUCUGCAACUGAGAGAGAUAUUUACACUGGUGAUAAACUUGAAAUAGUUGUCCUGAAUGCCUCUGGUAUUCGCCGUGAAUACAUGGACCUAAGGAGAGAUUGAUGCUUUGCACAAAGUUUAUCGUGCUGUUGUACUGGAAAUGUUUCAAAUGCUUUGAGGAUUGAAAAUGUUGUGUGGGCUAUUCUUCCUGCGAAGAAAAUUCAGAGAACUCUUAAAUUUAAUUAGCUCCAUUUUGUAUCCAGAUUGUGCUGACUUGAAGCUCAUAAUGCUAUCGAAGUCUUUAUGAUUAGUUAUUUCCACGGGCGUUUAAAA
Neltuma alba is the source of this 968-nucleotide messenger RNA. Its product is annotated as proteasome subunit beta type-1. The coding region runs from base 87 to 758 and encodes 223 amino acids. Gene Ontology annotation, cellular component: proteasome core complex; nucleus; cytoplasm. The record is from RefSeq and is a predicted model, not a curated record. NCBI's taxonomy places the organism in Eukaryota, Viridiplantae, Streptophyta, Magnoliopsida, Fabales, Fabaceae. The transcript has 7 exons.